Messenger RNA from Bathycoccus prasinos, 4668 nucleotides. RefSeq lists its product with no specific name. NCBI's taxonomy places the organism in Eukaryota, Viridiplantae, Chlorophyta, Mamiellophyceae, Mamiellales, Bathycoccaceae. The coding region runs from base 1 to 4668 and encodes 1555 amino acids. The record is from RefSeq and is a predicted model, not a curated record. Gene Ontology annotation, molecular function: protein binding. Gene Ontology annotation, biological process: establishment of meiotic spindle localization; spindle organization; mitotic cell cycle. Gene Ontology annotation, cellular component: spindle pole. The transcript has a single exon.
AUGGUGGUGCGGUCUUCUCCUGUGAGUCGCAUUAAAGCGCACGCGGAGGGUGGUUUUGAUGGUGGUAGUGAUGAUACGACGACGAAUGCGCUGUGGAACGCGCUGACCGAGCGAAACGAGAACGAGACGGGACGACGCAUCCAACUGCCACCGAAGAAUUUUGCAAACAACAACAACAACAACAACAACAACAAAAAGAGUUUCGACGAGAAGAAGACAAAGAAGAAAACGAAGGAGAGAGAGGCGAAGAAAGACGGUUUAUCGCUGCGCUCGAUGGCAGUGGUACCCGUGGUGAGGUUUGGUGUGGUUGAGAUUACGACGUCUGCGGAAGAGCGCGUGAAAAUAGUCAACGAUACGAACCGGAAUUGGAAGAUUUGCGAGUAUCGGUUUGAAGGAGAAGAAGACAAAAGCGAAUACGAACUGUUCGGAUUCGCAGGAGGGGUACUCCCGAAGAUUGUAAAGAGAGACGAAGAAAUGACGGUGUCGAUUAAAUGGACGCCGAAAGUUGUCUCGAAGAAAGCGACGGCGGUGGGGGCGUUGAAGCUCGUGUGUAAGACGUGCGCGACGGAGGUGUUUGACGAAGGAGAGGCAAAGACAUUUACGGUGAGAUUGAGAGGGGUGACCGUGGUGAAGAAGGAAGAAGGAACGACGGAGAAGCCGCGAAAACAAGAACGAGAUAAAAUGGAAGCGAUGAUCGAUGAAGGAGAUAGUGAAGAGGAGGACGCGUUUGGCGCGAACAAGGAGAAUGUCAUCGAGGAUGAUGCGUUUGAUGAAGCGUACGAAGGCUUUAAAGGAUUGCCGAGCGCGUACGCGGCGUCAGCUUCGUGGCGAAGACAGUCGAACCAGGAGAAUUUGGCGAAGCACGUGGCCGCUUCGAAAGCUGUUGAACAACACGCGAAGGAGUUGGAACGCGAAGAGCAAGAAGAGCCGCUAACGAUGGCGUCCUUGCGUUUGCUCAACUCCAAGAAUGCAUCAUCAACAAAACCGACAAAAGAAAUAAAAGGAGAAGUAAAAGCAACAUCCUCGUCCGUCACAUCUGAUGGGUUUGAAAGUGCGAGAGAGUUUGCGAGUCAACAAGAAGCCGAGUUCGUGUCCUGGCUGAACCGAACGAUUUCGCCUCGGGAUACCUCCGAAGUAGCGGCGUCGACGUCUCACUCUGUGAAAAUGAAAUCCGAACAGAUGCGAGCGCGCGAGUUUCGAGACGCUCGAGCUGCAUCGCGACGAGUCAUGGCGCAUCUAUACACGCAAGAUGCAGAAGUUGGCGUCAUCAUGCGUGAGGUGGAAUAUAGAAUUGAGAGUAAACUUAUCCGUUUAAAAAGCGACGGCGGUAUUUUCCUUCGCGACUUGCGCAUGAAGCAAGAUUUCAUUAAAACGCUCAGCUCGGUGAAUACAUUUUGGCUUAAACUCGGCGUCGAUGCCGUCUUGGGAGACACCAUGAGAUGGCAACCGCAGAAUCCGAGAGAAUGCGCGAAAGAAUGCUCCGAAAAGUUGUUUCGUUCGCACGAGAUGGAGAUCAAAUACGGAUUAGGCGACGAGUUUCCCGGCCAACCGCCGUUUGCGGAAGGCUACGAAAACGCGUUGAACGACGUCGUGUUGGAAAGAAUCUUGAUGCUCGUCUUGUUACUCGACCGCGCGCAAAACCACAAAGCUCACCCGAAAGCACCGAAACUGUUCAACUUGAAUGCCUCCAUCAAGUCGACGAGAGAAUUAGCGCAAAAGUUGCUCACGGCGUCGUGUUACGGCGAAGGCGACAUUUUGCGCAACUUGAAGAAAGCUGGUUUCAUCGUGCCUUACGAACAAACAGCCGCGAGUGAGUACGACUUCACGGUCACAAACUUAGCCAGCGAUCUCAGAGAUGGUAUUCGACUGUGUAAACUCAUCGAAAUGUUAGCGCCGGACGUUACUUUCGCCUCCAUCGAUAAGAAGACACAAAAAGUGGUCGAACAUCACUCGUUGCUUUCGGAGUGCGCGUUUCCAGUGAAGACGAGAGAGGAUAAAUUGAACAACGUUCGAGUGGCUUUGAAUGCUGCAAAGGAUGUUUUAGGCGUCGCGUUACCUGGCGCAUGGUCGAAAAUCACGCCGUCGGAUAUCGUCGAUGGUCAUCGCGAGGCGACUUGUGGCAUUCUAUGGGCGAUGAUGACGCACGAGCACACGAAAAAUAUGAGCCGCAACUCGCUCGCGGCCCCGAAGAACAUGUUGACGAAAGAAAUUUGCAAGUUCCCGAACGCGAAGAUUCCUACCAGUACGAUUCAAGCUUUAGAACGCGAGAUGCGAAACAACAAAGGCGCUCUCGCGUCUCGUCCGAACGGCAUGCCGAGGUGCAGCCUCGAGGCGCUUCUCUUGACGUGGGCGAAAGCGUGUUGUUCCGAAUUAUCUCUCUCUUCUUCCUACUCGAUCAAAUGUUCCAAUUUAGGAAGCGAUUUUGCCGACGGACGAGUAUUACUCGCCAUCCUUCGCAAAUACGCGCCGGGUCUUACCGGUUCGAGACGUCUUUCGCGAGAAAAUCUCGAAUUGAACCACCCGAUCGAUAUGGACGAGCGCAAACGCGCGAGAGAAAUCGCCGCUAGGAAUUUUUUGCAAGUUGCCGAGUGUUUAAAAGCUAUCGGUGGUGUCCCGAUUCCUGGAUUCGAUGUUCGCUUCCACACGUCAGCUUCGGCGUUACCGUCCUCCGGUAACAGCAGUGGCAGUUUCAAUUUAGAGAAAGAUAUCCCAGUUCCGCAAACCGGCGACGUGGCGACGUACCUCUUGUGUUUGUGUUCGCGAGUGAUUCAGCACGUGGAACGCGUGGAUUCAGCGAAGAAGAUUCAGCGUUGGUGGCGAUUGAAACGUCCAAAUAGACCGAAAGUAGCGGAUGUCGCUCGCAUGUGGUCUCGCGCGCAAACGGUGAUUAGUAAACAUUUAAGAGGUUAUUUCGCGAGGAAAGAGUACGAGCGUUCGUUGGACGCCGUGGUGACGUUUCAAAAAAUGUGCAGAGGACGAGCCGAUCGAAAAAUGCUCCAGAAGAGACAUAAUGCGGCGAUUGUUAUAGAAAAACACGCGCGAGGCUUCGUUGCGAAGAAAGGAUACAAAAGAUUGCGCGAGAAUGUCAUUCGAAUGCAAUCCUUUUACCGCGCGAAAAGAGCGGCGUUGGAAGCAAAUGUCAAGUAUAACUUUGCAAUGGUAAUUCAAGCUUCGGCGAGAGGAUGGCAAGUGAGACGCGCGGUGCGCGUGCAGAAAAAAGCGAUACUUGAUAUUCAGAAAUGUUACCGGGGGUAUUUAGGCCGCAAAAGCGUAGAGGAGAUGAAAGAGGCGAAGAGGAAGGAAGUAGAACGCGUCGAGAUGGAGAAGCGCGAGGAAGAGGAAAAGCGGGAACGGUUGAUUGAAGAAGAGAGGCAACUAGAAGCGCUAGUUUUGGAUACAUCUGCUACUUUAAUUCAAAGUAGGUUUCGAGCAUUCCAGUUACGAAAGGAAUUCGUCCUCAAACGUGCUUACACCGAGAACAUGCAACACAUUUACAGGAUUCAUCGAGAGAGAAGAGCGCUUCGAAAGGCGAAUCGCGAGCGACGAAUGUUGCGAGAAAUUGAAGAGAAGAAUCGAGUGGAAGAGGAGCGAGUCAAAGCUGCAAUCACGAUACAGUGCUAUUACAGAAUGUAUUUCGCGAAAGAGUUGUUGAAGUUCCGCAAAUACCGUCGAGAUAAAAACGCGGCGAUUAAACUGGUCAAGUUCCAGGCGCGCGUUCGAGGUGUUUUAGCGCGCAAAGCUUUCAAAGAGGCGUCGAAAGAGAAUAACCGAAAAUGCCACCUCGCGGCCAUCAGGAUGCAAAGACACAUCCGCGGUUUCUUGUACCGGCAGCAUCACUUACGAAAGCACAUCGAACGGACGAUGAACACUUUGUUCAAAUCUUCCCGCUCUUGCGGUCGUAAAGAUGUCAAAACGUUAGCCGGGAACUAUGCGAAGAUUGCGGAAGUGUGCCAGUCCAAACUCUUUGGUUACCUUGCCAUCGAAGCCUGUUAUUUACGGUGUCCGGAUUCGGUGACUAUCCUCGUAGAAACUCUACAAAUGUGCAGAGAUUACGAGAGCGAGUCAGAUCUCGAAAAUCCGUUCUUGUUGGCGUGCGAUAUCCUCCACACCAUUUGUUCGUACGAAAACGCCAAAUUUUGCGAGUCGAUUAUGCGCUCGCAUCAAUACGCUCGAGACGUCGCCAGAUGUCGUAAAAUUAAAGAUACGACCAUGUAUCUUUCCUUGACGAACGAAAAUCGCGCGAACGUGUUAACUUCGGCUAUUAAGAAGAAGAAUGUAGUUGUUGGAAACGAUGAAGACGAAGUCAACGACGAAGACGCGAUGAUCUUGAACGAGUUGCGAGCGUCCGCCGAGCAGUGCAAGAAACACGCGGAAAGAUUGAACGGAGUGUUGGAGUGUUUAAGAGACGCGCAACCGUCGAUUUGGAAGUAUGCGCAAACGCCAAAGAAGAAGAGAAGAAGCGUCUGGGACUCGCAUCAGCAUCAACAGCAAGCUACCCUUCCGCAAACGUCGUCGCCGCAAAAAGCCUCGCCGCAAAAGAAACCUAUUAGUAUUGGCCACGUGAUGAAAUCACCAACGUCGAAGAAAAAAAUAGUUUCCAUCGCUUCACCUCCGGUGCGCCAUUCACCGCGCUUGUUAGAGCUCAAAGAGAAAAAGAAGAUGGCGUAA